This is a messenger RNA of Mitosporidium daphniae, 963 nucleotides long. Its product is annotated as putative gpi-alpha-mannosyltransfer. The coding region runs from base 1 to 963 and encodes 320 amino acids. Gene Ontology annotation, biological process: GPI anchor biosynthetic process. The transcript is spliced from 4 exons. The record is from RefSeq and is a predicted model, not a curated record. Gene Ontology annotation, cellular component: endoplasmic reticulum membrane. Gene Ontology annotation, molecular function: alpha-1,2-mannosyltransferase activity. NCBI's taxonomy places the organism in Eukaryota, Fungi, Microsporidia.
AUGUCUGUUUUUGCAGCCAUCACCGACUAUUUCAUUUACGUCAUUUCGCUCAAUAAUCAUGGAGCCGAAGUUGCAGCUUGGACGCUACUUACCACGUUGCUAUCGCACUUUAAUUUUACAUACUCGACACGGGCCUCAUCCAAUUCCAUCGAGGCAUGUCUCUCUCUUUUGGCAUAUUAUUUUUGGCCAUGGAGCGGCAGCGACAAAGUGUCAAAGUUGUUUAUUCCUCUAUGUAUUGUGGGCAUAGGAACCUUAAUCCGGCCCACACUAGCCAUUCUCUGGGUCAUUCCAUGGGUCCUCUUGUUUUUCAAGCUCACAGAAAAGACGGACAUGCUGAGAAUGAUAACGAUUUCUGUUUGCCUCAUCAUUGGGCUGGGGCUUUUUGUCGAUUUUGUGUUCUAUCAGCGGUGGCUCUUGACGUGGUACAAUUUUUUCUGCAUCAAUCUUGGAGACGAGGGAGUCAGUUCGUAUUAUGGGACGCAUCCGCUGCUUUGGUACUUUUUCUGCGCGAUUCCCAUCCUACUGGGGCCAUUGGCACCCUUUUUUGUGCUGGGAUCUGAGUUGCGCUUUUUGCUGCCCAUCUUCCCGAUGAUGAAUAUGAUUACGGGGAUCGGGUUUCAUCGUUUUUACCACUCAACAAAAAUCACUCACCGGAAGAAAGCCAUUUUUAUAUCGGCUUCGUUUGCCAUUUCGGCAAUUGUAUCGGUGUUAUAUUGCAGAGGCUUUUCGACCGCUGGAAUUGCCAUCACCGAUCACUUGAACAAGAUCGUUGGCACGAAAAGCGUGUUCUUUCUUUUUUCCCACGCGGCACCUCUUUAUGCUGGCGUCUUGCGACCGGAGGCCAAACUAGACUAUGUCCACAUGGAACCGCCGUUUUUGAAAAAUUUCCCCCAUACAAUGCCUGUGUGUAUGACUUUAUCGUGGCAUGGGAAUCUCUGGCCACAAAAUGCCCCGAUGCUUUGA